Messenger RNA from Haliotis rufescens (red abalone), 6225 nucleotides. Its product is annotated as transient receptor potential cation channel subfamily A member 1 homolog. The transcript has 32 exons. Gene Ontology annotation, cellular component: membrane. The record is from RefSeq and is a predicted model, not a curated record. Gene Ontology annotation, biological process: transmembrane transport; monoatomic ion transport. Gene Ontology annotation, molecular function: monoatomic ion channel activity; protein binding. NCBI's taxonomy places the organism in Eukaryota, Metazoa, Mollusca, Gastropoda, Lepetellida, Haliotidae. Bases 280 to 4428 code for a protein of 1382 amino acids.
UCGUUGUGCAGACAGUCACAUACCAGCGAUUAAGGUAACGGGGACUACCGACCAGGGUGUGCAUUGCUGAAAUAGACUCCUGACACGACACAUAUCGACCCAUGGUGCACACUGUUUGUCUGUGACAUGUACUUGACGUUGCAAAUCGGACCACGAGCGUCUCGUUAAAACCUCUCAACCUGUCUCUCUGUGAUUUGUACAUGACGUUUGACAUCGGACCACGAGCGCCUUGUUGACACUUAUCAACCUGCUACAGCUGCAGGUGACUUCCACGGCACCAUGGAGAAACUUACACUUCAUAACCUCGCCAGAGAAGGUGACGACAAGAAGCUGAAUGCCGUGCUUGACAAUCAUGAGAACAGUUACGUGGACUUCGACACUCGAGAUUCAAACAACCUGACAGCUUUGCAGUGUGCAGUCAUCUGGGACAAGCCACAUGUCCUUAGUGUACUACUUCACGAUGAAAGAACAGAAAGUGCCCGCCAGGUGCGAGACAGCGAGGGUCUGUCCCUGGCACACUAUGCAGCCAAGACUGUCCGGGGGAACAUUAAUCCCGGCAUCUGUAUCGACGGCAGCGUCGUCCAUCGAGACAGCGGCGAGGAGGGGAGGUCUUGCCUGAAAGUCAUCAUAGACAGUGACAAAGAACAGAAAAGAAAAUGGAGGAAGAAGAGCGGACGCAAGAGGCUGACCCUGGAGGAAGAUGCGGAGAAGCGGGAGGAGAAGCUGCUGAUGUAUAGCCGAGAUCUCGGGGGACAGUCACCCAUGCACUAUGCCGUCAUGUCCGGGAACAAACACGCCGUUGAACUCCUGAACGACAACGACGACACCUCGAACGCAGCCACCGACAGCAGACAUGAAAAGACAGCAGAAUGGCAAGAUGACAAGAAAAAACUCAUAUAUAGUGCAGACCGCCAUGGCAUGACCCCUCUCCACGUAGCUGCUAAAUAUGGUCAGGUGACGAUAGCCACGUACCUGCUGGACAAAGAUGCGAGCAGCCUGUCCCUGGACGGCGACAACUCCACCCCCCUGCACUAUUCAGCCGCGGCCGGCAACCUGGACAUGACCAACCUGUUCCUGGAGAGGACAGAAAAUGUCACUGAACAGCUCGUGAACCAAAAGGACAAAGAGGGAAACACGGCACUCCACCUUUCUGCAGAGAACGGACACGAGAAAGUAGCAAAUAUCUUGCUCAGCAAAGGUAUAGAUGUCAAGUUGACACAGGCGAGGAAUGACGGUAUGUGGCCCGUCCACCUGGCGGCCGCCUCUGGUAAACUGUCUAUUGUGGAGGAGCUGACAAGUCAACCUGAGGACUUCAACAGGACAAACCGGCACAACUCCACGGCACUCCACAUCGCUGCCCAGUACAACCGCUGCGACGUCGCCAACUACAUCUUGCAACAAAAGGAUGGCUCGCUCGGGCGAAAAGAUAAGGACGGGAACACGGCCCUCCAUAUAGCUGCCAGAUAUGGACACACAAAGUUGGUGAGAAGUCUGAUGGAUAGAGGGGCUGAUAUCAGCUCCACCAACGUCCAGAGACAGAUACCGUUACAUGCUGCAGCAGAGCACGGACACAUGGACACCUUCAACGUGCUUUUGACGCCUUCUAAUCCCACCAAUUCAAGCGAAUCUCUGAAAGUGGACGUUGAGACGAAAAAGAAAAUUGUUGAACUCCUGGAGUCUUUGGUCGGUGCAGGAGACCCACAAGAGAAGGAGAAAAUCAUAGGAUCAAUUUCAGAAGUACUGCAGAUUCUUUUGUCUUCUAAAAAACAGUCAGGUGUGAAUGACGUUACACGACAGAAGGCUGCACAACUGAUACAGACUCUGGUAGAUGUCAAAGACACCAAAGAAAAGGAAAGAUUGAUAAAGAGAAUAUCAGAGGUACUUCAGGAAGCACCCGGAGUCUUGACUCUUGAUGAAGAUGACGCAGGGAAACGCUUCCAGCAUAUUGUCACGAUGGUUGUGGAUGUGAAAAGAUGGAAGAGCCGCGCGGCCAAAACACCACAAGACAACGGUGUGGAGUCUGGAAGCAACCUAGCGAACGAGAGAAACGUCAGACGACAAAGCAAGGGAACUAACUCUGUACAGCCACUGAAUGGGGGCAGCAGAGGGGGAAGUGCGCCAGUAGCACCAUAUGAGUCGCUGCUGGGACUGCUUCACGCUCACAUCUGGAUCAACUCGGAGGACCAGAAAGGGAACACACCGCUACACCUGGCGGCGUCCAGUGGCCAAGAGGAUAUUGUUACGUGCAUCUUGAGAAAUUAUUCCGUGGUCCCAAACCGAAAGAAUAAUUCGGAGAGAACAGCGCUACAUCUGGCUGCCAUCAAGGGAAACACUAGGUCCGCGGAGGUAAUAGUGAAGGGGAGCGGGAACGCCGUGUUUGCCGAGGAUCAGGGCGGAAACACCCCCCUCCACCUGGCCGCUCAGGGGAGACACAAGGACACCGUACAGUUACUUCUUCUCCACGGAGCCGACACAAAACACAUGAAUGCAUCAGGCCACAACGUAUUGGACUUGGCCGCCUCUAGCGGGUGUGAAGAGACCUGUAACAUAUUGAUUCGGUUCGACUCCCACGCCAAGGAAGAUCUACAUCAUAAAACCAGCCCUCUGAACUUGGCGUGCAAAAAUGGACACCUUCGAGUGGUCAAACUGCUGUUAGAGAACGAUGGCGACGUCAAUGUUAAGGACGAAAGAGGACUGAAUUGCCUUGACCUUGCUGUGGACAAUAAACACAGAGACGUCGCUCGCCACAUCAUCCGGUCCACCCAAUGGAAAGAUGCUCUUAAAAACAGCGUUAAAGCAUCAAAGGGUAGCUGCACCUGCGAGUUGUCUUGCGCGUGUGUUAAAAAGUCCAAGAACAGAGUUGACACACCCAUGCGUCGACUCAUAAAAAAAAUGCCAGAUGUUGCCUAUGAGGUUCUGGACAAAUGUAUCGACUCCACAUCGACGUCCAAGCAGCCCCUGUCUGACUAUCAGUUUAUUGAUGAUCUGUACGAGUCCUGGAUUUCUACAGAUAAUCCAAAAGACAGCGAUGGCAAAAUGUCCAAGGAAAAACAAAAAAAGAAAAAAAACAAAGAUCUGACCCCUUAUACAAAGAAAGCUCGCACCAUCAAGAAGAACCACCCCCUCAAGAUCAUGGUGAAAUAUGGCCGAGACGAGCUGCUGCAGCAUCCGUUGGUGAGGAAUCUGAUCACGACGAUGUGGUGGCAGUUCGGGUUGUACUACUACCUGGCGACGGCUCUCUUUCACACCUUCUUCCUCCUCCUUCUCUCGAGAGUCGUCCUGAUGAGCAAGCCACCGCAUGAAUAUCUUUCCUAUGAGAUUGAGAGUGUACGAAGCGACUCGUGUAGAUCGGUAAUCGACCAGACAGACCUCAGUGACUGGCUGGUUGCAGAGAAGGGCAUCAUGUACGCCCUGAUGGUGAUCGGCGUUAUCUUUGAAAUCCUCCAGAUUUACACCUCAAGAUCCGCCUACUUCACCAGCCUGGAGAAUUAUGUUGAGUGGGUUGUCUUCAUCCUUUCCUUCCUUUUCCUUCUCGAUUUCAACCUUUGCUACGCAUAUACCGGAUUCAGAGAGGAAUGGCAGUGGUCUCUGGGCGCUUUCGCCCUCUUCUUCUCCUGGAUUGACCUGGUGCUAUACCUCAAGGCGUUCACGUCCCUAGGCUUGUAUGUCAUCAUGUUCCAGCUCGUAUGUUGGACGUUUCUCAAGGUGUUUGUGGUCUUCUUCUGCCUGCUUGCAGCAUUUGCGCUUGGUUUCCAUACACUGUUGCAAAACCAGAUUCCAUUUCGGGACGUUGCCAACUCCAUCCUCCGAACAUCGGUAAUGUUCAUCGGGGAAAUAGACUAUAAUGACAUAUUCAAUGCUGGUGUCAACGCUACUGGCGAUGAAUAUGGGAAGGACAACAACCUAAUCUACCCGACAGCAACAUCUGUCAUGUUCUCCACCUUCAUCCUACUGGCCUGUAUAGUACUGAUGAACCUCUUGGUUGGACUGGCAGUAGAUGACAUCAAAGGCAUUACUCGAGAGGCGACAUUCAAGAGGACGUCAAUGCAUGUUGACAUGGUUUUAGAUGUAGAGACAGUUCUCUAUAAAUCCCACCGCCAGAAGUGUUACCGUAAGCGGAGGAAAUGUGUGGCCAAGGAUAAAGUCAAACAGCGCGGGUUCUGGCACUGGUUGAAACAUCUGCCCAUCUGGUGGUGGAAUCAACAGGUGGAGACAGAUGAAAAUGCUAUUCUGAAAUGUAUCCCCGAACUCAUAAAGCGUCAAGAAGAGCUGCAUGAGUUGCUGUUGGGGAUGAACAAGGAGCUGCUGGCUCAGAACCGCCGGAUGGAGAAGUUCCUACAGGUCAAGGGGGAUGCCGAGAAGGCGGAGAGCAGUCAUAACGCCGAAUUGGAGAAGGAGGCCAACAGCCUCACUUUGCACCACGCAUAGAGACUGGGAGGGCCUGAGUGUCCUAGUUGUCUCAGGCAUCGUAAUUCGCUGUGUAGAGUUGCUGCCUUCAGCCGUGCCAACCUCAGCUGAUCGAGGGUUCGAUCCUCCACACAACUGACCCGCUGCGAUAUAACUGUAGAGCCGCACUUACCCAUUUACUCGUUGAUACUGGAAUGCUCGUGCCAAUGUUUGAAAUCCAUUUCUGGUGUCCCCCCUCCCUCCCCCGCCUUAUGGAUGGAGUAAUGCUCGCAGUGGUGUACAACCAUAUUCACACCCUUACACACGUUUGCAGUUUCGUUUUCCGUGAGUGAGUGACAGCUGCAUUCUAAGUGAAACUGUGGAUAAUCAUUAAGACAAAAUACAGUAGAACAUGGAUAUAACGAACUACAAGGGAGCAGAAAAGUCAGUUCGUAAUAUCCGUUGUUCGUUUUACACGUUUUCGUGCGCAAACGUCCGCCAUCUUGGAUAAAUCAAAACACAAUACACGUAAUUGCAUCAUUGACUUGUAUUAGCUUACUGUGGUUUUCAACUAUAUUCACACCCUUACUCACGUUAGCAGUUUACCGGGAGUGAGUGAUUGCUGCAUCCUAAGUGAAACUGUGGAUAAUCAUUAUGACUAAGUACUUGUAAAUUUUGCUUUGUUUUGAUGUGAGUUAAAUUGUCGAUAACAAUAUUUUGAAGAAUUAAAUCGUCGAUAACAAUAUUUUGAAUAAUGUUGAAAGUAGUUGUAUUAACAAUGCUGUCAAUGAAAUCGCUGUUUAAUUGCCAUCUUGGUCCUGCAUUCUUUUAGCUGCCAAUUUGAUCCUGCAUUCUUGUAGCCGCCAUCUUGGUCCUGCAUUCUUUUAGCUGCCAACUUCAUCCUGCAUUCUUGUAACAGCCAUCCUGACCUUGCAUUCUUUUAGCCGCCAUCUUGGUUCUGCAUUCUUUUAGCCGCCAUCUUGGUCCUGCAUUCUAUUAGCCGCCAUCUUGGUCCUGCAUUCUAUUAGCCGCCAUCUUGGUCCUGCAUUCUAUGUCCUAUGUUAUGUAUUGUUUGUCUUAUCUUUAAUAUUGAGAUAUUUAUGGAGGUACGAUUUGAUUCUUGUCCUUUCUCUGUACCAUCCAGCUAUAUAUAGUUUUCGGGCAUGUAUGUUUCUUCCAUGCGAACUUAAUGCUUGCUACAGUUACUUGUUUGUUUUGCUUAUUAAUACUUUAUUUAACCUUUGAAGCCUAAAUUUAUCUCUUGAAGAGCAGAGGCUAAAUAACACAUAAAAUGACAGGUUUCAAUACUUCCUUGUCAAGUACCCCAACAUGAAUGAUGUUAAUAAACAUCUUGGUCGCUCUGAUCAUCAGAGAGUUUUCAAAAGUAAUGUCAUUUCAACCAAGUUGGCGUAAAGAUACAGGACCAAGAUAGCGACAUUCUUCUCCUGUAAGUGAACAUAAUAAAAAUUAGACUAUGCUUUAGAUAAGGCUUUUUGAAUAUGUGACCUAUGACCCUGAUCACGUGGCAUGUCGUCUCUAGGCCAACCUUUGUAACUAAUCACACAUGAUAUCACCACGUUACGACUGUUGAUCCUGCUUCAAACAUGAUAACUUGAGUGUGGGAUAACCUAGACUUAUUGUAUCUUUGUCAUAUAAACGAACGGUUUAAUAUUACCGUGAUACAAACACAUCUCUGACUGUUCCAACACUAGGAAUGAAAUGUCACUGAGUGUUGUCACUGAAGACUGGUUUCCCUGCGUGUUUUGUAUUCUCAGUGCAACAUAGAAUCAUUACAAAAGUAUUUUGUACAUUGCCAUGGAAAAUAAAUACAUCAAACUU